AUGACAUCCGUUUUCGCAUUACCUUCCUCGUCAACCUUGUUCUUCCUCGCCACAGUUUUGACCACGAAUAGUCGUUCGUCCAAAUACUUGUACAGGGUCAACGUCCUCGACUCGGUGCACUACGGCCAUCUCACCAAGACGAUCAGCACCCUCAUCAAGGAACGGUCGUCCGAAGAGGAGGCAGGGGAGAGAAGCAGCGGGUUUGCAGAUGCCGAUGAUCUGAUACAGGCUGUCAGCGAGCGCGCGUUCGAUCUGGCUGGCGAUGCAGCUUCUGAAGUCCGGGUGGUUCUGGGUGUGCCGAAGAUGAUUCUCCUUGCCAGCGGCUUCUCUGUAGACACAACGAUCGCCAAAGGCCCACCUCAUUUUAUGUCAUCGAAGAAUGUUUCUGUGAACGAUAUCGUCCUCCCAGUCAUUAUCGGCGUCAAUCCUCCGGAACGAGAAGAAAAGCAACGCGUUAUUAUUAACAUUACCUUUCACGAAAACACGGAACUGUCUCAGGUGAAAUCCCCCGAUUACAAGCAGAUCGUCUCGGGCCUUUGCAAGGAAAUUGAACCUACGUCCUAUCUCACCCUCGAGAAAUUCGUAAUGGAAAUUGUCCGGUUCUGCUGUCUCUCAUCCGACAAAGUUGCGGGCGUAACUGCUCGAGCCCAAAAACCCAGCGCUCUUAGCUUUGCACAAUCCUCCGGAGUUCAAAUAACCCGAACACGCGAAAUAUUCCUGUAA
Molecule: messenger RNA, 723 nt
Organism: Psilocybe cubensis
Lineage: Eukaryota; Fungi; Basidiomycota; Agaricomycetes; Agaricales; Agrocybaceae
Exons: 2
Coding region: 1-723 (240 amino acids)
Biological process (GO): folic acid-containing compound metabolic process
Molecular function (GO): dihydroneopterin aldolase activity
Source: RefSeq, a predicted model, not a curated record